Stylophora pistillata is the source of this 2793-nucleotide messenger RNA. RefSeq names its product P2X purinoceptor 4-like. The record is from RefSeq and is a predicted model, not a curated record. Gene Ontology annotation, cellular component: plasma membrane. NCBI's taxonomy places the organism in Eukaryota, Metazoa, Cnidaria, Anthozoa, Scleractinia, Pocilloporidae. Gene Ontology annotation, molecular function: extracellularly ATP-gated monoatomic cation channel activity; purinergic nucleotide receptor activity. Gene Ontology annotation, biological process: response to ATP; calcium ion transmembrane transport.
UUGUCCGUUAGGAGAGGUCAAGAUGGUCUCUUGCGGGAAGGUUUGUGACAGCGUAUUAUCGGCGGUGUUCGAGUAUGAUACUGCUAAGAUAGUGCAUAUAAAAAGCAAGAAGGUUGGACUGAUUAAUCGCUUGAUACAACUGCUUAUUAUUGUUUACAUUAUAGGAUAUGUGAUUGUUUACAAGAAGGGUUACCAAGAGUUUCAGAAGCCAUACAGUUCAGUGACCACAAAAGUCAAGGGAUUGUCAUUCACAAAUUUAACAAACAAGAGCAGGGAACUCUUUCUGUAUGGUGGAUUUCAUGUUUGGGACUCAUCUGAUUUUGUGAUACCCUCAGAGGAAAAUGAUGCUGUGUUUGUCAUGACAAACAUGGUAAUCUCACCCAACCAAACUCAGUCCAAGUGUCCUGAGGACCCAGACCUUGCUGAUGUGAGAUGCAAAAAUGACAGUGAUUGUACUCCUUUUGAACCUGUCAAGAAUGGCAAUGGCUUCAAGACUGGGAAAUGCGUAAAAGCUGAUAGACCUCCCUAUGGUCAAGUUUGGGAAAUUUACGCCUGGUGCCCAGUAGAGAUUGAUGACCUUCCCAUGCUGGGUUACAAUUUAAGUCACACUACUCCACUUCUUGAUGCUGCCAAGGAUUUCACCCUUCUCAUAAAGAACAAUGUACAGUUUCCAAAGUUUGGCGAAUCUCUGAGAAACAUCAAGACAGAAAAUGAAACCUACUUGAAGAACUGCAAAUAUGACCCACACACUGAUCAUCUCUGUCCAAUCUUCAAGCUUGGAAAAAUGGUAGAAUUGGCAGGUGUGGACUUCGAAGAUAUUGCUUUUAAGGGUGGGGUGAUUGCCAUAGUCAUAACAUGGAACUGUAAUUUUGACUCUCUGGCAUAUUUCUGUGAUCCUAAGUACUCAUUCAGAAGGUGAUUAAUUUAAAAUUCAAAAUACCUAUGUCAACUUUGUUUCAGACAUGCUAAUUACUUUGUUCAAGACGAUGUUCUUUACAGGACUUUGUUUAAGGCUUAUGGAAUACGAUUCAUGAUCAUGGUUUAUGGAGAGGGAGGAAAGUUUAGUGCGAUUCCACUGUUCCUUAAUUUGGGUUCAGGCCUUGCCUUGCUUGGCAUUGCUACAGUUUUGUGCGACAUUGUAGUGCUGUAUUUGCUGCAGAAGAAGUACUUUUACAGGGAGAAGAAGUAUUUGAUGGUUGAUACUGAUACAGACUCUGAACCUGAAAGUGAACAGCGUUCAAGAGUCCGUGAUCUACAUAGUGCUGGUAGCAUGGACCGUGACGCACGACGGUAUAAACGGAUUAAGGGUGACAAGGAAUGUAGAGAAACCUCAGGUUUUGUAGAUGCGGAAAGAUGACAUUCCUUCUUCACAGAAGAAACUUUCAUAACACUGGAGUCUUGUGCACCCGUUAUUCCUUUUUACCCUGAGUUAGUUAAGACAUUAACAAUGGUUAAGAUUUCUAAUCAUCAUUGGUAACCGGUGAACAUGGUUAAAUCGUCAUAAGUUUGUUCCAAUGUCGCGGGAUUCUGGGUAAAUAGUUUUUACGUUUUUUAGGAUUUUUCAGUAAGUAACAAACAAUUUGAAAUCCCCUAAGGUGUUAAUUUCCAGCUUAAAAAGUUGUCUUGUAUUUUAGAAACUCAAAGUAUUCAAUGUAAAAAGCAAGUGGGGAAAUGUUUAAACCUUUUGAAAAAGAGAAAGCUAUAAAAUUCCAAGGCGAUGGAAAUGAGAUAUUUAACCAUUAAGUGAUUUACACUAGAAUCUCCCUCAGGAUAAUAAGCAGUAUGUAGAGAAUUAUUAGUACUUACUUUAUGAGUAAGGCCAAAGCUACCAUCAGUUGCCUCCAUUUGGUGCGAAAUUAGAUGCACUAAUUUGUAUGAGGCCGCUAUCAGUUCUAAGAACCACUCUCUUUACCGAGUUUCAGUUACGUUUUAUAAGAAAAACAACAAGUAGAGCCUACAAGUAUCUUGUAGCACGAUUAUGUUGCUGACAUGAUUAAGUACUAAAGAGCCUUCGGUAUAAAAGGGUACUUCACGUUUAAUACGUUUGUACGCAACGCAGCAUUUAGCUAUUUUGGAUUCCUCGUAACUGAAGUCUAUUAAACAGCUUGACACUAGACGUUUGGUUGUCAGCAUCAGAAAUUACCUUGGCUGCUCUUUUCUGCAAUUUUAAAACACGACCUAGACUCUCCUUGUUACAGGUAGUCCAGAUUGAGGUGACAUGAAGCAGGACCGAUCUAAUCGAUCUAAUGCGUGGUUUCCAAAUAAUACUAAGUUUAUAUCUGCUAAAAAUUGUCUUAGAAUCCAUAGAAAUAAAACUGCAAGUUUAGGUAAAGAGAAGAAAUGUUGUUAGACAAAGCACGUUGAUAAAGAGAGAGUAUUGUGAAGUACCUUUCGAUUCAGUUUUCAAUGAUAUCAAAUGCUAUUUAGUUUACACUACUUCACGCCGGGUUAUAACUGAAUAAGAACGAAAAAGUCUUCCUUAUUUCGACAUAAGCAUCUGUUUUAUUAUUCGUCACGUCAAACUGGUCGAAAAUUAUUAGAUUCGGUCAUGUAAGUUGUAGACAGUGAAUAUUAGUCUUAUGCAGAUUGUAAUAAGAAUAUACACUGAUGUAUCAACUUAGAUCUGGUUUUUUGUCAUAAAGUUAUCUUGAUUCCUGGGUAUUAUAUAAGUAGGUAAUUUGUAUUUAGAGGUGAUUAUGGUUAAGGAAAAUGUCAGAAUUUGAUAUUUUUAACGAUGUUCUUCAUAAAUUGAAAUAAUGUUUACAAGCAAGAGAUGAAAUUUAUCUUUGCGAA